Molecule: messenger RNA, 735 nt
Organism: Xylona heveae TC161
Lineage: Eukaryota; Fungi; Ascomycota; Xylonomycetes; Xylonales; Xylonaceae
Exons: 1
Coding region: 221-661 (146 amino acids)
Source: RefSeq, a predicted model, not a curated record
CAAAAGUCAAGCACUGGUUGGAUUAUGUCAGCGACAAGCAUUCAGCCAACAAAAUGUCUUGGCUCGAGUGAAACACACAAAGCUGCAGUUCCGUUCUUUUCAGAUAUUGCUUGCGGUCCAUUUUACAUGGAAGCAUUUCACUGUUGAGGCAAUUUAAAGGAGACUAGGUCAUGCUCGGAACACACUGAGAGAAAUACGUCCUAAAGAGAAAAGUAUCUUGAUGUCAAGACAUAGGAGAACGUCGGGUUCAGACCGCAGCGAGGCAGACUCAUCCGAGCCUGAAGAGGGUCCCAUUCAUAGGACAAGGCACCGGUAUUCGAAUUCGAAUAGAACAAAAUCUCAUACGUAUCGACAGCGAGUAUCACAUGUACCUCCUGAAAACACUUCAUGGGUAGAUUUGCCCUGGGCACCUGUUCCUUCCCAGAUUGACAGGCAUAACAUCUCCAAUGGACGAGACAAAUGCUUUGACGAAGAAACAGAUGUGGUUAUGCGUGAUAUUGCAUCUUCUCAUCGUUAUCAAGCAAGGGAGAGUAAUGAUUCACCCAUCUCGCUGAAAUUGCAAGAGCCACGAUUGAGCAGAAUUGGCUUGGUACCUGCCGUUCGCUGGGUGUUAGUUACAUUAGUUUCAUGGCAGAGACAGCCCCUGUUGACAAUUUUCUAGACACCUAGAAAGGACAGUCAUGGAUUUAACCUCUUUUCAGGUGAUUACUUCCGGUGCCUAAAUUAACAUGGAGC